Molecule: messenger RNA, 1074 nt
Organism: Exophiala viscosa
Lineage: Eukaryota; Fungi; Ascomycota; Eurotiomycetes; Chaetothyriales; Herpotrichiellaceae
Product: alcohol dehydrogenase
Exons: 10
Coding region: 1-1074 (357 amino acids)
Cellular component (GO): cytoplasm
Molecular function (GO): zinc ion binding; alcohol dehydrogenase (NAD+) activity
Source: RefSeq, a predicted model, not a curated record
AUGUCUGACCCUUCGCCGACUUUUGACAUCCCCAAGGAGUGCUGGGGCGGAGUCGUGAAAAAUGAAGGUCCUGAUUUCUAUGUUGAGGUUGAGAAGGUGCCAGUGCCGGAGAUUGGCCCCCACGAUGUCCUUCUCAAGCUGAACGCCACGGGACUUUGCCUAAGCGAUGUUCACUUCAUGGUCGGUGACUGGGCCCUGCCCAAGAUGUCCGAGAUGGGUACGAAGUGCGCGGGACACGAAGGCGCGGGAGUCAUUGUCAAAGUCGGCGAACAAGUCAAGACUCUGAAAGUUGGCCAAAGAGCGGGUUUCAAGCCCAUACAGGAUGUUUGCCAUAACUGUGAAUAUUGCAAGACCGGCAAGGAGCAGUACUGUUCGAAGGCUGUCCUGACUGGAGGGCAAACAGACGGCUCAUACAAGCAAUACGUGGUCUCACCCGAAAAUUACACUACCGUGAUACCGGAGGGCAUCUCCGAUUAUGUGGCCGGACCGGUCAUGUGCUCAGCGGCUACCGUUUAUACGUCGAUCAAGGAGUCUCAACUGAGACCCGGGCAAUAUGCCGUCUUCCCCGGCGGUGGUGGUGGCGUUGGCAUCCAGGGUGUGCAACUGGCCUCUGCUAUGGGUCUUCGCCCAAUCGUGGUAGAUUCUGGCGAGGACAAGAAGAAACUGGCUUUGAGUUUGGGCGCGGAGCAUUUUAUCGAUUUCAAAGAAGGCGAUCCCGUCAAAAGAGUGGUGGAACUGACUGAAGGUGGUGCACACGGUGUGCAAGCAUAUCCAAUUGCUCCUAGCUAUCUCGGUGCACGCGUUGGAGGCAUCGUCAUGUGCAUCGGACUUCCUCCGUCAGGGAAAUUUCAUAUUGACGUCGAUCCUGGUGCCCUUGCUUUCAGGAAUCAAGCCAUCAAGGGCACUUUGGUCUCAAGCCUGGCCGACGUUGAUGAAACCCUGGAUUUUGCAAAACGAGGUCUACUGAAACUCGAGCCUACGGUUGUAGGAUUGAGCAAAUUCAAUGAAUCGGUGCAAAAGCUCAAGAAUGGGCAAGUUGCAGGACGAAUUGUCGUCGACUUCAACAUGCCGUGA